This is a messenger RNA of Mizuhopecten yessoensis (Yesso scallop), 2630 nucleotides long. RefSeq names its product rhophilin-2-B-like. NCBI's taxonomy places the organism in Eukaryota, Metazoa, Mollusca, Bivalvia, Pectinida, Pectinidae. Gene Ontology annotation, biological process: signal transduction; negative regulation of stress fiber assembly. Gene Ontology annotation, molecular function: protein binding. The transcript has 15 exons. The record is from RefSeq and is a predicted model, not a curated record. Bases 270 to 2240 code for a protein of 656 amino acids.
GAGACGUUACGCCAUUGUUAUAUACCAUUCUGCCCGUAUGUAAUGUACUUAAAAUGGUUAGUUUCUUUGACCAGAGUAGGUAUUUAGCUGUCAAUUUGUACGGGCACCUGCUGUGAACGACGAGAACUAGGCUACCUUGGUGACGUCAUCAAGCGAACAGGUCAUAGGUCAGCGAGUGAAAUGGGAACGGAUGAAGUUUGCUGAAGUUGUUUCUCUGGACUAUAAAUACACUUUUCAGCCUCCGUGUUAACUGCGAGAGAGAUUCCGAUAUGAGUGGAACGAAUACAACAGUUCACCAUGCCAGAAAGGGUUCAGACCCUCUGGUGUCAACGGCACGGGGAAAAUUACAGACCAAGAGAUCCAAAAUAAAUGAUCAAAUCAACCGGGAGCUGAGGAUGAGGAAUGGUGCUGAAAAUCUAUUUCGGGCCACCAGCAAUAAAAGAUUAAAGGAACUGGUGGCUGUUGAGCUGUCCUUUUUCAAUUCAAAUAUUCAACUUCUCAAAGAAGAGUUAUCCGAGCUGAACAGUUCCGUGGAAGUAUAUCAACACGACAGUGAUGUGGCAUGUGUUCCAAUGAUCCCGCUGGGUCUGAAAGAAACAACGGAAUGUGACCUGACUGUUCCGCUAAAGGAUUUUAUUAGUGAACAUUACAGCGAAGAUUCUGAAAAGUACACAACAGAGAUUCAGGAACUGCUAGAUCUACGACAGGCUAUAAGGACACCACAGCGUAAUGAAGAUGGAGUCAAUCUCCUGACGGAGUACUUCAAUCAGCUGUAUUACGUAGAGAGACGAUUCUUCCCUCCAGACAGGGUCCUGGGCAGUCAUUUCCACUGGUAUGACUCAUUAACUGGAGUACCAAACACCCAGAAGACCAUGGGCUUCGAGAAAGGCAGUGUCUUGUUCAACAUAGCGGCCUUACAUACUCAGAUUGGCUGCAAGGAGGACCGCACUAAUCCCACUGGCCUGCAGUAUGCCAUAAAUAGUUUCCAGAAGGCUGCUGGGACAUUCCGGUACCUACACAAUCAUUUCUCGAACGCGCCUAGUAUGGACAUGCAGCCACAGACUCUCACAAUGAUGGUCCAGCUCAUGAUGAGUCAGGCCCAGGAGUGUGUGUUUGAGAGCAAAGUUUUCGGUGGUGUGGAAGGAAUUUUAGCCCAUGUAAAAGCAGCACAAGAGGCCAUUGUGGUGUCACAGAUGUAUGAUGACACUCAGGUUCUGAUGGCGUCCGAGCCUUUGAAGGAUUACAUCCCUUAUUCCUGGUUGUCGAUGACGCAGGUGAAGUCUCAGUACUACAUGGCUAUCGCCCACGAACACAUGGCCAGCGCUAUAUUGAACCACAAAGACAAUAAUGACCACAUCAAGCUGGGCCUGUAUAUGGCUGCUCACCAGAACUCUGAAGUGGAUGAUGACAAUAACAAAGUAGAAACGCCUCGCACAGACAAGGAGAGACUCCAGCAUGGCAAGGCUCACCUUAAGGAAGCCCUGAUGAGUCACGAGGAGGCCUUACGACUGCACGACCUUUGUAAACAGCUCCGCAAGAUCGACAGUUUCGUUGGCAUUCUCAAGCCUGCCCACGAAAGUUGUCUACAGAGCUAUUCUUCAUUGGAGGAAGAAGACGAUUUUACAGAAAUUUACAUGUCUCCAAAAGUCGCGCCGAAAUCUGAGCGUCCCGUGUCUCCUACUCCACCAGAGUUCACAAAGGUCAAAGUCACGGACAUCUUUCAAAAAUUGGGCCCUGUGUUGAUUUUCAAUGCUAAGAACGAAUGGUCAGCUCCUCGAACCGUAGUGCUUGACCGAAGUGCUGUCCAGGGAUUUGGCUUCAGUGUCCGUGGUGAUUGUCCAGUUAAGGUGGCAGAGAUUGAAGUGGGCAGCGUGGCUGAGGCUAGUAAGCUGAAAGUCGGUGAUUUUGUGGUAGCUGUGGGUAGCAAGGACUCAAAAUGGUUGAGACACGAGGAGGUUGUGAAUUUGGUCCGACAAUCCGGUAGUCACCUAGAACUUACUCUAGUGACCCCAAUAAACACUAGCAUGUUAGAAACCCCCCGACCAUCAUCUACGCCAAGUUCUCCCGGAACUCCGAUGCGGAUGCAGAGUCCGGGAGAAAGUGUGUCUAGUCACAGCGUAAAAAGCAAUCGAAGUAGACUAAGUGCUCCCUGGAUUUUCAUUCGGAAAGGUUCAAAGGAAAAACAGGAAAAGCCAGAAAAGAGCAAAGAAUUUGAGGAUGGAGAUUUGUUUUUGCGCUAACUAUUUUUUUCCACUCGAAUCAGAGAAUGUGCACAUAAUCAAAAAGAACUUUUAAUCACAGUAUUAUGUCUAACUUUUUAUAUAUAUUAUCAUAUAUUAUAUUUUAUUAUAUAUACAUUUUGAUAUGCAACUGUUCAUUAUGAAAGCAAUAUCUACAUGAUGUAGAAAGUGAGAGAGUGAGUAAAGAACAGAGAAAAAUAAUUCUGUUGUGUUUGUUGAUAGUUGACUUACACUGAAAAUCUCAAUGGGUCAGACAAAUCAUCCUGUAAGAAUUCAUUCCGUAAUAUUUACAUUCUGUAUACCUGGACCCAUUGACGAAAAUUACAUUUAUUAGCUCACCUGGUCCGAAGGACCAUAGUUAGCUUAUGCCGUGGCACAGCAUCCGUCGUC